AUGCUCUUUUUCGUGGUUUAUGGUUCUCGAACGUUCUUUCGAUCUGCCUUCGACCUUUUGGACGACACAGUCUCCGGCCCUCUGGACUACCUCAACCGCACAGGUGAAAGGAUUAUUGACUUCGCGUCCGACUGGUCGACAGGGAAGCGUCAGCCACUCGAUUCCAUUCCGCUGGACCUGACGGCUUUAAAAACGGUGCACAGAACAGCCAUGGACAGUGUUGAACUGGCGCGGGAGUACCAAUUCAAGUACUUUAAAUGGGUGUCCAUUUCAACUUACUGCAUUGGAGGUCUAGGCUUCGUCUUGGUUGCCCUUAUUCUACCCUUCGCAAUCUUUCACUGCUGUAUUCCGUGGUUCCCUUUAAUCCUCUCAUGCCUAUACUGGGUUAGCGGGCUUGUGUUUUCGCUCCUUGGUGUCAUUUUCACUCUGCUGGCGUACGCUUUUUUCAUCGGUUGUGGUGAGGUGGAUCUGCAUUACCAACGGCAGCCAGGGUUAUCUCAGUGGUAUGCAGUGCCAUACUGCCAGAGGGAGUUCAAUUUCAACAAGAUCAAUGCGGAGAUUCAUGCCACGGAGCUGCAGUAUUCUCAACAAGCCUGUUCACAACUGCUGGAUGUCUGUGACAACGGCGCAGAAAUCUCACAGGCUCCUUUGAAUGUGUAUGCUAUAAAGGAGUUAUCCGAUCUUCCCGUCAACGUGACAGAAGUCAUUGGUUCGAAGGUGUUGGAUAAGGUAUCAAAACUUCCUCUGAACACAACAAACAUUACUGACUUCUCUGAAAAGAACCUGAGCGAUCUUCACGAUCAGCUGUCUAAAAUCCCGGAGGGAAUGGAAAUUCUGAAAGAGCUGAACCUCCUUGAUAAGGUUGACCUCUCUGGUGGCGUUCCGAAAUUUCGUGGCGAUUUGUCAAAAGAAUUACAGAAGAUUAUUCGCCCUCUGAUCUGUGGCAUGGAUAUCGUGAGCGCCGAUCAGUGCACUAACUUUGGCACCGUGGCAGCCGUGCUGUUGACAACGAAGGUUAAAUCAUUUGCGAAGGCGUGUCCGAAUCCAGCAUCCACAUGCAGCCUUCCAGAGUGUGCUGUGAACUGUACAAACAAUUUUGUGAAAUCAAAAGCAGCUGAAAUCGUGCACAAAGCCCAUGUUGCCCAGAAUAUCAGCAUUGCAUUGUCGUACGCAAGACCUCUGCUUGACUGCAACUUCGUGUUGGAUACGGCGGCCAGCGCCCUGGCGAGGUGCCCCGACUUGCGGGAUGGUUCGCUCAUGCUCGGUGUGGGGUUCUUCGUUGGCGGGCUGACGUGCGCCCUGGCUAUAUACAUAGCCUUCCGCGGCGCGUGCAUAUGGAGCCGUCCCCCGUUGAAGCGGCAGCGAAGCCUAACAAGCAAGGAAAACUAA
Messenger RNA from Trypanosoma grayi, 1389 nucleotides. RefSeq lists its product as hypothetical. Bases 1 to 1389 code for a protein of 462 amino acids. The record is from RefSeq and is a predicted model, not a curated record. NCBI's taxonomy places the organism in Eukaryota, Euglenozoa, Kinetoplastea, Trypanosomatida, Trypanosomatidae. The transcript has a single exon.